Molecule: messenger RNA, 6405 nt
Organism: Patella vulgata (common limpet)
Lineage: Eukaryota; Metazoa; Mollusca; Gastropoda; Patellidae
Product: zinc finger protein GLIS2
Exons: 8
Coding region: 439-1695 (418 amino acids)
Biological process (GO): regulation of transcription by RNA polymerase II; smoothened signaling pathway
Cellular component (GO): nucleus
Molecular function (GO): DNA-binding transcription factor activity, RNA polymerase II-specific; RNA polymerase II cis-regulatory region sequence-specific DNA binding
Source: RefSeq, a predicted model, not a curated record
UAUUUGGCAUGUAGGGGGUCUGGGCAUGUGCAGUAGUGUUGAUAACAAUGGUUUCCUUUCUCUGCACAUGGUAUUAAGACACUUGCAACGAUGGAAUGACGGAUUUUAUCGUUUAUUAUGUUAUUGCAAGUUUAUCUAUAAAUGGAUGAGCCUAAGACAGGUGUAAUAGGUACAUGUACUUCAUGCUUACAGGGUGCCUGAACAUUUCGCUGUCUGGACUGAAACAAAAACACAAUGGUAGGUGUGCAGACCUGUAAGUGGAAAUAACACAUUUAGUUGGACCUGACAAAAGACAAAUAACGCUGAUUCGUUGAACCCGCUGGAAAAGACACUACUGGACUGUCAAACUUUGUGCUGGACUUUUCAAUAAUAACACAGACAAAUUGGUUGUAGAGACUUGUAUGUACAAGAUGUGUGCUAGAAGUUAAAUGGGGAAGGAUGUCAGGUAGUGAAAUGGUGAAACAUCAGGAUGAGGAUGGAGUUAUCUCCUCUUUGUUUACAGAAUCCAGCCCAAUAUCCAUUGAUACAUCUUCCAUUAUUACAGUGAAUGGAUUAUCUCCAAAUAUAGAUCAGACAUAUUUAUAUCCAGUUGGUACUCAACAAGGAUGCCUGACAUCAUCACUUCCUGUGUACUGCACUUCCUGUACACAGUCCAGUUUGAUUAUCUCCCCUAACUCACUCCGUCCAGGUCUGAUUACAUCCUCAACUCUACCUCAAGAUGCAAUGGUGAUCAAUCCUGGGAUCAUAGGUCAAAUACAGACAUCUCAGUUGCCUAGCAAUAGUUUUAUAAAAUGUGAAAUACAAGAACCAUCCAAACAGCCAUUAUCUCAAUCUGUCCAUGUUUAUGAUUGUCGAUGGAUGAACUGUGAUCAGAGAUUUUUACAACUGGAUGAUCUUGUCAACCAUGUAAAUGAUCAUCAUGUUAAAGUCGAGAGACCUGACGUCGAUUAUCAAUGUAAAUGGACUGGAUGUCAGAGGCAAGGACGUGGCUUUAAUGCUAGGUAUAAGAUGUUAAUACACAUUAGAACUCACACCAACGAGAAACCACAUAAAUGUACACGAUGUGGAAAAUGCUUCUCACGUUUAGAAAAUCUAAAAAUACACAACAGAUCACAUACUGGUGAGAAACCUUAUACCUGUCCAUUUCAAGGUUGUAAUAAAGCGUAUUCGAACUCCAGCGAUCGUUUUAAACAUGUCCGCACGCACCAAGAUCAAAAACCAUACAUCUGUAAAAUGCCAGGAUGCAACAAACGUUAUACAGAUCCCAGCUCAUUACGUAAACAUGCACGAACUCACGGACAUAACGUUAAGGGCAGUAACUCUUCUCAGUCGUUUCAUGACGCGCUAUGUUCGGAAAAAGGAAGUGAAUUGUUAUUUUCUACAGCCCUACCAUAUACGACAAUUAAUAUAAACAAUAAUUCAAACGUCCAAUCCAAUGGUGAUUUGUCAAAAGACGUAAAUAUGCAACAAACCGCAAGUGUUGUGUCGUCAUGGAAUCUGUUGCCGAUAGCAUCUCACGUCACAGAACUGUUACCCCAUGUUGUGACAGCAAUUCCAUCCUCCCUUCCAAAUACAGAUGGCAGUUCUUCGCCGACGGAAUCUGAUUGUCAGGAACGACCGUUAGAUUUGUCACGUAGUCCGAUCAGUACCCCCGUUACUAUAGCAACAUUAACUACUCAAAUUGUUGCCGACUGAUUUAUCGUAACAAGAAACUUGUGGUGUGCACAUGAACAAAAUAUUUUUGUGUUUUACAAGACGAGUGAAAUAUAUUUUUAUAUUAUUUUUUAUAAAUACCCCGGCCAGAUCAAUUUGAAUUUUAGUUUUUCUUUUGAACAACAAUCAGAAUAUUCUUGAAAAAAGAAAUAUUUAAAAAUAAAAAGACCUUCGUUAUUCUUCUUCAGAGCUUUUAUUUCUGAAUUUCAAACCGUUUAAGAGAUUUGAGGGCCUUUUUUUUCCCUCAAAUUGGUUUAGCAUAUAUUUUUGUUGUGUGAAAAUAAGUACAUGUACCUAUUAUUAAUGUAUUUAUGAUAGAGUUUCUUCUCAAAGAAGUAUUGAAUAUAUUUAUAUCCUUGCCAAAUAAUUUAUACUAUGCUAGAGCAUAUUCUUUCUGUGCAUGUAUCAGGUUAGAUCAGAAAGUCAAGUGACAUUGUUUUGAUUCCCCGCUUGUAUGUGACAAGGAGUAUGAUUACCUGUCCCAGGGUCCUCCAGUUUCCUACAAUUGCUAAAGACCCGUACCUGCAAGAAAAUUAUUGAAAUAAAAGUGAACCAUACCAUAGUCCUGAAAUGACCUAGUUUGUGUUGAGUGGCAAUUAAACCCCAUUUCCAUUUUCUCUCUCUCUCAUGUAAUUUUGAUCAUGUAAUUUGCAUGAUCUUUACUCUGCAUACUGUCUCCAUCAAUGAAAAGUUCUUGUCAAGUGAAUAUAGUGAAAAAUGGUUAUCUUCCAAUUUAUACAUAUAUAUAUAUCCGAAAACCAUAAAGCUGCACUACUUUGUACGGUAAACUAUGAUAAGUUAAAAGGUAUGCCUACACAAAUAUCAUUUCAACACUGGUUUAAUAACAUUUUAUCAUUUUUAUACAUCAUUAUCUUUAUAUGAGCUGUUCGGCCCCGUUCAUGAAUAGAUUAUUCAUUGGCUGAGCAUUCAAAUCAAAGUAUAAAUUUCAGUUCGCGACCAAUGAAAAGGUUACAUUGAUGAAUAAUGGCACCGCCUUGGUCCCCAAUAUUACAAUGUACAAGAAUUGAAUUCUGGCAUGAGCUUAAAACUUACAGGAAUUUCAUUCUUAUUCCAAUUUGUAAGGGGUUAGGCCAGUAUAUUUUCUGUUUUGACUGUCUGAAUUGUUACCUAAAAUCCACGUUUAAAGUGGUAAUAAAUCUAUGCAAGCCAGAAUAAAUCAGCAUUUCAUCAUACUGAUUAAAUAUGUAUUUUAAUUUAGAAAUUCUAACAGUAUAAACUCAAGUACUCUAGCAAUAUUCUGGACAUCCUCGGUAUCCCUGGUGGUCUCUUUCCGUUCUAAUCCACUAUACCCUGGGUUAAUCCGAGGGGGGAGGUACCCAUAUUCAAGUUAUCUACCCUUGAUGUUAGUGCUGUUUUUAUCGACCAAUUCCAUAAAUCGUUAAUUGCAAAGGAAGUUGACGAGGUGAAGUAACUCACCUUGUUGCAACAAGCCGCCAUGUUGUUGUGAACGUAACCAAAAGGGCUAAAGAGUCUUAGUAGGAAUAAUUUGUAAACUGUUUUUUGAUUGAUUCGCAGACUCAAGCUACGAUGAAGGCCAGAGCAGAUAAUUUGAAAUCGGAGAAAACCCCAUGAAUCAACCUAAGGUAGGCUAUAAAACGGAAUGAGACCACUGUGGAAACCGAGGAUGUAUUCUUGAAUAAUGUCCAUUGUUUAUCUGUCUAUAACGUCACUGUUAACAAACAUAUUUUGAUUGUCGACCAAUUUCAGAAUUAAAGUUUUCAAACGUUGUAUUUGAGAAAUGUUGAGGUUUAUAAGAUUCAAUGAAUUUGUACAUGACUAUAAUAUAAUAUGUUUUAACUGUUGAUUUUUAUAAAUUAAUAUAACAGUAUUGCUACUUUAAGCAUUAAGUAAAUGUAUAUAAUUAAAAUCAAAGAUGUGUGUAUGUAUGUUCUCCCAUCAUGCUUCGUCGCCACAAUCCACCCCACAUAUGUGGUAUCAAAUUAACCAUCAUGACCCUUUGAAUGUUUUAGGUCAUGAUUUAUGUAGGACAAGAUCAUUUAUUAGUUUAACACAGCCAAAAAUCAAUGCAGAACUGUGCUUGCAGAGGAACUGUUUUACUGUAAUUAACGGUUAACAGGAGGUAACUCCUGUUUAUUAUGGUAAUUAAGUUUAAUAAUAGUAACGGAUGAUGGUGAGUAAUCAGAUCUUGAACCAGGUAUCCAGCUAGUGAAUAAAUAAAUACUAAUGCUUUAAUCAAAAUUUACCUUAAAGCAAGUGUGAAAGGAAUGAUGUUAAACAUUUUGAUCAUAUAAAAUUAAAGCCACCGAUGAUCGUUUGAAUUCAAGCUGUGAGAUUAUCUAUCAUAUUUUUAAUCCUUUUUAAACUAUGGUACAAUAUAUGAGGGAUUUCAAAUCAUUUGGAGACUACAAUAUUGUGAAAAGUUGAAUUUUUGAAAGGAGUAUCAAUCCAAUAAUAGUUCAUUUCAGAUGACGCAAAUGGGAUAUGGUCAAAACAAAUCACCUAUAUUAUUCCCGACAAUAUUUUCAUGGGCCUCUGAUUAAACAUGCAUUAUGCAACAGCUAAAUCUGCCUAUUGCAGGUCUUUCUUUAGGCCUUAAAUGUUAUAUAAAUUAUUAAUUUGAUAUUUAUUAACAAAGGUAGCCAUGACAAUCGAGGCUAGACUAAUUGUAUCGCCGAUAACUAGGCUCAGAGGAAGUAAUUUAACUGAAAUUUUCAACAUAUUCCCUUUUCAUUAUCUAUUUUUUAACUAUUAUAGCGAGAACUGUCAACUCUUAAUCUAAUCUUACCUAAUGCCCCGUUAAUUCAACUAAAUCCAUGUCUGGAGAUUAUCUACCAUUGAUAUGUUGUUUUUUUAAAUUAUUAAAUGUCAAAUAAUUAAUUUUAAUGUGGAUUCAUCUGAAAAAUAAGAUUUUUUCCAAAAAAUGCACAAACCAUCUGUCUUUAUUAUCCCAGUCGUUACAGAACAGUAGGACAUUCAACGACAUAUCAUUUCAUUUCAUUUUUAGAAACAAAAGCAUUAAAUGUGUGUUUUAUACAGUAAUUUGAUAUUUGGUACAGAUUAUGAUUUAAUUAUUUUUGAGCAUGUGGAUGUUACUGUUGUUCUUAUUGAAUUUCUAACAAUUUUUAAUUUCAGAAAUUGUAAAUGACUUUAAAAGUUGAAAUUUAAUUAAGCUGUAAUUUGAUCUGCCUUCACACAAAGGCCAUAUUAUUAUUUCACUUGAGAAUGGUUCAACUUUAAUUUUCAUUGUUUCACCUGAGAUAGGUCUUUGUUUUCAUUGUUUCACCUGAGAUAGGUCUUUGUUUGAAGGUAGAAAUAUUGUACCAUAAAAUGUAUUUUAAUUAAGUUUUGAAUUCAUGUUUAAUUUAAGUUAAAAAUUGAGAUUACAUCUGAUUGUAAAAUCCUAGAUAAUUUGAUUUAACGGAGGACUAGUGAGGCUUUGUAUCAUGGUAAAUACAACAAUGGAAAAAUAUCUGUGUACCACCGCCUCUCCCUUGGUGCCUUAAGAUGUGUGGGGGAAGGGGGGGGGGGGUAUAGUUUAAUGUUUGCACUAUAUCAUAAGAUCUGUCAUUGAAUCAAGUGGUGUGGUUUCGAUUCCCUGUUUGUACGUGACAAGGAGUAGAGUCGUCUGUCCUUCAGUUUCCUCCCACUGCUAAAGACCCCUACGCACAAGUGAAUUAAUAAAAUAAACCAUCUUUGUUCCGAAAUGACCUAGUUUGUGUCGAGUCAAGUGGACAUUAAUCUGCAUUUCUCUCUCACUCUUCCCAAGAUGUACUUAUUUGGCUUACUGGUUUAUGCUAGGUUCCCACUGUUAUGCGAUGCGUUACAAUAGGAUUGUCCCUAUUGAGUCCACGAUUUCAGUCGUAGCGCAAAUCAUGAUAGUGGGAACCUAGCAUAACCGAAGAUAGAUACUGAACUUGUUACAUGAAAAAAACAAAAUAAAUCAUUGGCUGUGUGAACUUGCCUGGAAGUGGAAUCUGGUGUAAUAGAAAGUUUACACUACUCACACGUGACACCAGUCAUGAUUCACAUUGAUAAUAUUCAUAAGCCAGAUAUACUUUAACCCUUUAGCAUCUGGAUCCCCUGAAACGACCGCUAUCUCUAUCGCCUCAAUCUACUGGAGUCAAACGACUGGCUGGAUCCCCAGAGACUAUUGCUAUAUCUAGCGUCUCAAUCUACCCGGAGUCAUUAAAUUGUUUCAAUGUCAUUUAGUAAUUGAAUUGAAAUACACAGGACACAAUUCUAUGGAAUACUAUUACUGUUUAUUACUGAGGGACGUUUUAACUAGGCUUCUUUAGUCAUUAAUAAGCAAUGAUAAAAUAUAAUGAGACAAUACAAACAUUAUAUUUUAUCAUUACUUAAUAAAGAUGAGAGAAACCUAGUUGAAAUAUCGCUCUGUAAUCGUAUUCCAUAGAAUUGUGAUCUAUGUAUUUCCAAGUCGAUGUGACACAAAGUUGAAUUGGUUUACACAGCAGUAAUAUUGAGCAAUUUCAAAAAUAAACUACAAAUCGGAAUGUAAAAAGGAUUCCUUUUCUCUGAUAUUUACCAGGAACUGGGGUAUUCAAUAUUAAUGUACCAAGUGCUAUAUUGAUAAGGGUUAAUUUUAAAUAGUCGUUGAUUUUCAUUGUUAUUAUCAUUGUUAUAGUGGAAAUAUUUUGAUACUGAAAAUAUAGUAGUUUAUAUAUUUAUAUAUUAUGUAAUUAAACAUAUAUU